Messenger RNA from Linnemannia hyalina, 1020 nucleotides. Lineage: Eukaryota; Fungi; Mortierellomycota; Mortierellomycetes; Mortierellales; Mortierellaceae. The record is from the annotation of a GenBank genome assembly.
AUGAAUGACCUCGAGCAGGAGCUGUUUGGGUUCACAGACUCGGAUUCUGAUUCAGAACAUGACAUGAACACGCAUCAGCCAGUCGACAGUAUGGAGCUCGACGACGAGAGUGACGCAUUCGACCCCAUCUUCCAAAGCAUCAUGAACAGCCAUGAGGAAGAACAAGAGCAACAAAAACCACUCCACUAUCACUCCCUGCAACAACAAUCUUCCGUCAACCCUAAUACCGAAAUUACAAACGCUCUCAUACCUGCUGUAACUUCUCCAAUCAACAACACCCUACCACGUCCGAACCAUCUUCCGCACAAACAAGUCGAAGGUCUCUGUCUGCACAUCAACGUCCUUUCGGAUAAAGACCAAGCCCGGUUGAUGGCCCAGAUCACCGAAAAGAACUUUUUCAAAGCCGGACAACAGAACCAGGCCAUGUGCUUUGGCAAACGCGACCUUGAAUGGCUCAGUUGGCUCAUUUAUGGCCGGUUAUUUUCCGACUUGGAGGAUGGAGCAGGGGAGGGAAUUAGUGUUUUGUCAGAGCCCUACUGCAGCUCCCACUGGACCACACGGGUGCCUCUUUUUGACCAGAGCAUCAUGAACCUGUACUUUCCUGGCAAUGGGAUAAAACCGCACGUGGAUCUAGCACGAUUCGAAGAUGGGAUUAUCAUCAUCUCGCUCCUUUCAGCCAUCAACAUGGACUUCUACAAGGCCCUCUCCCCCAUGUCUCCCAACGAUCCUCCAACAGGCACCAACUCACCCACACCACCCCACCUUCCUUCAAAAGAACGAAGCCCUGAUUUCACAGUAAGGUUGGAACCAGGAUCGGUCCUGACGAUCCAAGGCAAGGCCCGAUACGAGUGGGAGCAUGGGAUCCAAGAAACGAUGGAGGAUGUUGUGGAUGGCGGUGAUACUAUUAAACGCAAGAUACGAGUUAGUAUUACUUUGAGGAAGAUGCGUGGUUCUGCAUGGGAAGUUGGUGGACCUGGCGGUGGAGGCGAUGGGACUGUGAACGGUAUUGCCGAUAGGUAG